Nipponia nippon (crested ibis) is the source of this 1090-nucleotide messenger RNA. The record is from RefSeq and is a predicted model, not a curated record. NCBI's taxonomy places the organism in Eukaryota, Metazoa, Chordata, Aves, Pelecaniformes, Threskiornithidae.
AUGGCUGGAGAUGUAUUUGGAAGACUAAUCCUGAACACCAGAACCUGUUACGUUUAGAUGCCUCAGGAACAGUACGCACACCGGAGCACGAUGCAGACCUCGGAAGGACCCCAGGUAUACAAAGUGGGGAUUUAUGGCUGGAGGAAGAGAUGCCUCUAUUUCUUUGUGCUGCUCUUAAUGAUUUUAAUCCUGGUGAACCUUGCUAUGACCAUCUGGAUUCUGAAGGUUAUGAACUUCACAAUUGAUGGAAUGGGGAACCUGAGGAUCACGGAAAAGGGUCUAAAGCUUGAAGGAGAUUCAGAAUUCUUGAAACCUCUCUACGCCAAAGAAAUCCGGUCAAGACCAGGCAACCCACUGUAUUUCCAGUCUGCCAGAAAUGUGACAGUGAACAUCCUCAAUGAGAAGACUAAAGUCCUUACUCGCCUUGUAACAGGUCCCCAAGCAGUGGAAGCACACAGCCAAAAAUUUGAGGUGAAAACCCUCUCUGGAAAAUUGCUGUUUUCUGCAGAUGACAACGAAGUGGUGGUUGGAGCAGAGAGAUUGAGAGUUUUAGGAGCAGAAGGCACAGUGUUCCCUAAAUCUAUAGAAACUCCCAAUGUCAGGGCAGACCCCUUCAAGGAACUAAGAUUGGAGUCACCUACGCGCGCGCUGGUGAUGGAGGCUCCAAAAGGCAUCGAGAUCAACGCCGAGGCCGGCAGCUUGAAAGCCACGUGCAGGACAGAGCUCAAGCUGGAAUCCAAAGAUGGAGAGAUAACGUUGAAUUCUGCAAAAAUCAAACUACCUAACUUGCCUCAAGGAUCUUCCUCUUCUGCAGGGUCCAGGCAAAAAGUCUACGAGCUCUGUGUGUGUCCCAAUGGGAGGUUGUUUCUGUCUCAGGCAGACACUAGGUCGACCUGCCAGAUAAAUACAAGCGUCUGCCUUUGAGAGACAAUUUGCAGUGGGGCAUCGCAGGCAGCACAAAAGCCAGUUCUGGUCUCACAGAUUGCAGCUGCCAACUAUUUUUACUAGAACACAGAAAGCCUAUCAAAGACUUUUUUUGUGUGUGCGCGCGCGUGUGUGUGAAUAUAUAUAUAUAUAUAAAAAUAUAUAU